UUGCGUUUUAAAUAAUUGGAUCUUCUGAUGGGUGUCAGUAAACUGGACGUUCUCUGCAGGCGAUUUCUUCUUACAAAACUUUUCAUCCAAGGAUGGGGGAAACCAGAUGAUCUCAGAAGGUUGUUUGAAUUUAGGAAAAUGAUAGGAAACAGAGAAAAAUGUCAACAGUUGGUACCAAAAGAUUAUCCUAUAUUCAUCGACAAGGUGGAGGAACAAGCUGAUUGUAAGAUCAUGGAUGGACACUUUGUGUCCCCACUGGAUCAUUAUCUGCCAGGGAUUAUGCCAGUUGAAUGUGUCAAUGCUAGGUUUCAGUUUAUAAUUCCCAAAGAAUGGAAGGGUAAAUACCGACCUGUAUGCGUUCAUCUGGCUGGCACUGGAGACCAUUUUUACUGGCGAAGACGCACGCUGAUGGCUCGUCCAAUGAUAAAGGAAGCAUGCAUUGGCUCACUUCUUUUGGAAAAUCCAUACUAUGGCUACAGGAAACCUAAAGAUCAAAUGAGGUCAAGUUUAAGGAACGUUACAGAUCUUUUUGUGAUGGGAGGAGCUCUGGUUUUGGAGUCAGCAGCUCUUCUUCACUGGUUGGAGAGAGGGGGCUAUGGACCUUUGGGAAUGACGGGGAUAUCAAUGGGAGGUCACAUGGCAUCAUUAGCUGCAACUAACUGGCCCAAGCCCAUACCACUUAUACCCUGUCUAUCUUGGUCGACAGCUUCAGGAGUGUUUACUACAGGUGUGAUGAGCAAAGCAGUGAACUGGAGAGAGCUGGAAAAACAAUAUGCCACUGAAACAGUUUAUGAGGAGGAAAUUAUCAGAUUACUAGAAUACUGUGGAAUGGAUUCUUUCAAAAUGGGUCAAGAUUUUAUAAAGAACUCCUCAUCCAGUUUGGACAAAUGGGAACACUUUGACUUUACCACAGAAAUGCAUGAAUUAAAGGUUAAGAGAGAAGUCUUGAAGACUGCAACAGUUACUCAGUUCAGUCCCGAUACGACAGUCUUUAAUGCUUCCACACAAGAGUUUCGGCUUAAAGAUACCUCGCACCGUGGCUGUCAGACUCAUCGAAUACCUUCAACGAACACUAGCAAGCUUUCAUCCUCUGUAAAACAUGAACCAUUAAAGAGGGAAAAGAGGAAAAGCUCCCUAGAACGAGAAUCUAUACUCUUCAUGAAAGGAGUAAUGGAUGAAUGUACACACAUGGGAAAUUUCUCAGUGCCAGUAGACCCUAGUCUAAUCAUAGUGGUCCAAGCAAAAGAAGAUGCCUAUGUUCCUCGAGGUGGAGUACGGAGCCUUAAUGAAAUCUGGCCUGGGUGUGAAGUCAGAUACUUGGAAGGGGGUCACAUUAGUGCCUACCUCUUCAAACAAGGUCUCUUCAGACAAGCCAUUUAUGAUGCAUUUGAACGCUUCCUUCAGAAGUACUCCAUUUAGGAUUGAACGUUGAAUGCCAUGCUAAUGGUGGAUUUAAUUUAUGACUGAUUCCAGCAUACCGAGUCGUCAUCACUGCUACAAGGAAUAUCAUUAGCAAGCAACUUCACAUGGAAGAUGGGGAGCAUCAUUGUCCUCUAAUGGUUGCAAGCCAGUUAGUGAAAGAAAAACAAAAGAACUGUAUACUAACCUAUUAUAAAUGAUUAUUGGUCUCACAGUUCAAAAUUUGUUGAACUCAAUCUCAUAAUUAGUGUCACUUUUAGUAACAAUCUCCACAUGCUGAUUUUUUUACAUUUUACCAAUACGUUUUAUUCGAUCUGUUGUGUGUUUAACUUUAUUUUCUGACAAGUGUGAACUUCAGGGAAAACAUACAUGUACAAGAAUAUACAAAUGAAGAAAAUGAAUGUGUACUUCAAAACUGACUUGAACAAUUGUAUUAGUAAUGUGCAUAGUGCUGUAUACAAGGAAAGGACAUGGUGCUACUUUGAGUUAUUUUGUGCCUGCUUGAACGACUGAACUUAGGAAAUCACUUUCCAUUUGUAGCAAGGUGACAUUUUUAUUCUAGAAUGGUGCCAGAGCAUGAUGACUCUGCGUACUGGCCCCAACACAUCUACUUAUUCCUUUUACAAUUGUUCUGCUUUUCCAAAAGCUCAAUUCCAAAACUGUCUGAAUUACUAACAGUGUUCUAUCUGCCUUUUCUCUGUGCCUGUAACUUUAUUCUGUGCCCAGUUUAUUUUCUCUUUUGCACUGCCUGACUUUUGUACGUGUCUGUGGUAUGAUUUGCCUCGAUAGCGUGCAAAAGGUUUUUCACCAACUCGGUACUUGUGACAUUUAUGAAUCAAUGUCAAUACCAAUAAUGAAGAAAUCAUUUGCAAAUGUCAGACAAAAAAAUGGAAAAAACCAAGGGCACUUUGUUAAAUCAGUUUCCUGAAUCUACACUGGAAUUAAGAUUUAAUCCUACAAUGAUUGAUUAAUCUUUGGAUACAGUGAAAAAUUAUUUUUGGUUUAAGAUUUAGUUAAUAUGAAGAACUUGUAACUGAAAAAUAAUUAAAGCAGCUCAAUGUCAUGUGUGAAUUUUAUAACUAAUUUAAUAAUUACAAUUUUCAUCAAUAAAACUCAUGAAACAU
Molecule: messenger RNA, 2543 nt
Organism: Leucoraja erinaceus (little skate)
Lineage: Eukaryota; Metazoa; Chordata; Chondrichthyes; Rajiformes; Rajidae
Gene: abhd18
Product: abhydrolase domain containing 18
Exons: 12
Coding region: 28-1419 (463 amino acids)
Source: RefSeq, a predicted model, not a curated record